Messenger RNA from Hordeum vulgare subsp. vulgare (domesticated barley), 3127 nucleotides. Its product is annotated as aconitate hydratase, cytoplasmic-like. Gene Ontology annotation, cellular component: cytosol; mitochondrion. Gene Ontology annotation, molecular function: 4 iron, 4 sulfur cluster binding; aconitate hydratase activity. NCBI's taxonomy places the organism in Eukaryota, Viridiplantae, Streptophyta, Magnoliopsida, Poales, Poaceae. Gene Ontology annotation, biological process: tricarboxylic acid cycle; citrate metabolic process. The transcript is spliced from 20 exons. The record is from RefSeq and is a predicted model, not a curated record. Bases 161 to 2869 code for a protein of 902 amino acids.
CGAGGCGCGCCGCUCGCGCCCCCACUCCUCGCCUCGCCACGACAGCACCUCGACCUCGACACCUCCCCGUCCUCAUCGACGCCACGCGCCAAAUGCGAGCCCCGCCGCCGCCAGCCGCCCGUCGUAUUGCUCCCCUUUUCCUCCGAUCGGUCCGGUGGGCAUGGCUACCAGCAGCAGCAAUCCAUUUGGCUUCGCCUUGAAGGGGCUCCGAGGCCGCGACGGUGGCAAUUGUGGCAGCUACUACAGCAUCCCCGACCUAAGCGAUCAGCGAAUAGAUACACUGCCAUACACUAUCCGUGUUCUUCUUGAAUCUGCGGUGCGCAACUGUGACGAGUUCCAAAUAACCAAGGAGGAUGUAGAGAAGAUCAUGAGUUGGGAGAAGACCUCCCUGGAGCAAGUUGAAAUCCCAUUCAAACCCUCACGUGUGAUACUUCAGGAUUUUACCGGUGUGCCUGUCCUUGUUGACCUUGCAAGCAUGCGCGACGCAAUGUCGGAAUUAGGCGGCAACCCUGAUAAGAUUAAUCCUAUGGUUCCAGCAGACCUUGUAAUUGAUCACUCAGUAACUGCUAAUGUGGUGAGGUCAGAAAAUGCGAUACAGGCCAAUAUGGAACUGGAAUUCGAGAGAAACAGGGAACGGUUCGCCUUCCUUAAAUGGGGGUCUUCUGCAUUUCACAAUAUGCUUAUCAUACCUCCUGGUUCUGGUAUUGUUCAUCAGGUAAAUCUUGAGUAUCUUGCCAGAGUUGUUUUCAACAGAGAUAGCCUUUUUUAUCCCGACAGUGUUUUGGGGACUGAUUCCCACACUACAAUGAUUAAUGGACUGGGUGUUGUUGGUUGGGGAGUUGGAGGGAUUGACGCUGAGGCAGCUAUGCUUGGUCAGCCCAUGAGCAUGGUGUUACCUGGUGUCGUUGGAUUCAAGCUGCAUGGAACACUGAGGAAUGGGGUCACAGCAACUGAUUUAGUUCUCACGGUUACCCAAAUGCUUCGGAAACAUGGUGUUGUUGGAAAGUUUGUGGAGUUCUAUGGCCGAGGUAUGAAAGAGCUUGCAUUGGCUGAUAGAGCAACGAUUGCAAAUAUGGCACCAGAGUAUGGAGCAACUGUUGGUUUCUUUCCAGUUGACCAUAUCACCUUAGAAUACCUUAAAAUGACCGGAAGAGAAGAUGAAACUGUAUCAACAAUAGAGGCAUAUCUACGUGCAAACAAAAUGUUUGUGGAUUACAAUGAACCUAAAAUAGAACCGACAUAUUCAUCCUACAUAGAAUUGGAUCUGGGAGAUGUUGAGCCAUGUAUUUCUGGUCCGAAGAGACCUCAUGAUCGAGUCACCUUAAAAGAGAUGAAGGCAGACUGGCAUGCAUGUCUGGAAAACAAAAUUGGUUUCAAGGGUUAUGGUGUCCUGAAAGAUCUGCAAGAUAGAGUUGUGAAGUUUAAUUUUCAUGGGCAAACUGCAGAGCUUAAACAUGGGACUGUUGUCAUAGCUGCUAUCACAAGCUGCACAAACACAUCAAACCCCACCGUUAUGAUUGCUUCUGGGUUGGUUGCAAAGAAAGCUCAUGAGUUGGGCCUUGAGGUCAAACCAUGGAUUAAAACAAGUCUUGCACCUGGAUCAGGAGUUGUUACCAAAUAUCUGCUUAGGAGUGGUUUGCUGAAGUACUUAAGCGACCUGGGUUUCAAUUUAGUUGGGUAUGGCUGUACUACUUGUAUCGGAAAUUCAGGUGAUCUUGAUCAAAUCGUUGCAGACGCAAUUACAGAAAAUGACAUCAUCGCGGCUGCUGUUCUUUCUGGAAACCGUAACUUUGAAGGGCGGAUACAUCCAUUAACUCAAGCUAAUUAUCUUGCUUCUCCUCCUCUAGUCGUCGUAUAUGCUCUUGCCGGCACUGUUGACAUCAAUUUUGAAGAGGAGCCAAUUGGAACUGGAAAGGGCAACAGACCAAUUUUCCUUAGGGACAUCUGGCCAUCUACCGAUGAAGUUUCAGAGAUUGUGCAUUCCAAUGUCUUGGUUGAUAUGUUCAAAAGUACUUAUGAGGCAAUUACGAAAGGCAAUCCCAUGUGGAACCAACUGGUGGUUCCAACUGCGGAUGUUUACUCUUGGGAUCCUAAUUCAACCUACAUCCGUGAGCCUCCUUUCUUUAAAGGCAUGAGUAUGGCUCCACCUGGGCCGCAUAGUAUAAAGGAUGCCUACUGCUUGUUGAGCUUUGGUGACUGUGUCACGACAGAUCAUAUUUCACCAGCUGGGAGCAUUCAUAAGGAUAGCCCAGCUGCCAAGUAUCUUGUUGGCCAUUCUGUGAAGCCCGGGGACUUUAAUUCGUAUGGCAGCCGUCGCGGAAACUAUGAAGUAAUGAUGAGGGGAACCUUCGGCAAUAUUCGGAUUGUAAACAAGCUUUUGGAUGGUGAACCUGGACCGAAAACAAUUCACAUUCCAACAAGAGAGAAGCUUUAUGUCUAUGAUGCUGCCAUGAGGUAUAAGACUAAUGGGCAAGACACAAUUGUAUUGGCGGGUUCUGAAUAUGGGACUGGAAGUUCGAGGGACUGGGAUGCAAAAGGCACCAUGUUGCUGGGAAUAAAGGCUGUAAUUGCCAAAAGUUUCGAAAGAAUCCAUCGAAGCAAUUUAGUCGGGAUGGGAGUAAUUCCUCUGUGCUUCAAGUCUGGAGAAGAUAUGGACUCAAUUGGUUUGACGGGACAAGAACAAUACACUAUUCAUCUUCCAAGCAGUGUUCAUGAAAUGCAGCCCGGCCAGGAUAUUGUUGUUACUACAAGCACACGAAAAUCGUUUACAUGUACACUUCGCUUUGACACAGAGGUGGAACUGUCUUACUUUGAUCAUGCGGGAAUACUACAAUACGUUAUGCGAAAACUUAUCAAUUCAGCACGUUAGUAUCUUCGAGACGCAUGGGAAAUUAAAGCAUGAGGUCCUGAACUUUCUUCUUUUUGUGUUUCCUUGUAUAUAUUAACUAUGCCCUGUAGUAUGAAAUUUUAUGAUUUUUUUUAUCUUUGCUUUGAAAUAAGGCGAUUACGAUAACCCAUCGAUGUUGAAGCAUGAUUUGUAUGCAUCUGACUAUCCUUUAGCAUGCAUGUGAGAUUGGAUAAGAAAGAAUACGUCACAUAUGAAUAUUAUAAGAUGUUAGUUUGCACA